Molecule: messenger RNA, 567 nt
Organism: Cyanidioschyzon merolae strain 10D
Lineage: Eukaryota; Rhodophyta; Bangiophyceae; Cyanidiales; Cyanidiaceae
Product: similar to cleavage and polyadenylation specific factor 4, 30kD subunit
Exons: 1
Coding region: 1-567 (188 amino acids)
Molecular function (GO): metal ion binding; RNA binding
Source: RefSeq, a predicted model, not a curated record
AUGACGAUUAAUCAAAACGAGCAGGAAAUCAUUUAUGAGUUUGAAAAGUACACCGGGUUAGCGCAGCAGGAGUACGACGACCAAACUGCACCCGGGAAAGAUACAGACAUAUGCCAGGCGUGGUUAGAGAACCGCUGCGAACGGGGCGACCUCUGCCAGUACCGCCACUCUAGAAGCAAGUCACUGAUUGUCUGCAAACACUGGUUACGUGGACUAUGCAAAAAAGGUAUAGAGUGCGAGUUUGUUCACCGUUUUGAGCUUGACAAGAUGCCAGAGUGUUUCUUUUUCAGUCGCUACGGCGAGUGCACCAACGACGAGUGCAUGUACCGCCACGUUGUUGCCGACUCCCGACGUAUGGAGUGUCCUUUCUAUGCCCGUGGUUUCUGCAAACAUGGACCGCGGUGUCGUUACAAGCACGUGCAGAAAGUAGCGUGUGCGAAUUAUUUGGGCGGUUUUUGUCCCAAGGGACCAGCGUGUCGCUUUGGACACGCCAAGUUUGAGAUCGACCUGCAACAGGUGCUGCACGAGGCGGAACGAUUCGGUGAUCGCAGUGUUUCCUGGCGCUAG